Necator americanus (New World hookworm) is the source of this 2295-nucleotide messenger RNA. RefSeq lists its product as uncharacterized. Gene Ontology annotation, biological process: sister chromatid cohesion; replication-born double-strand break repair via sister chromatid exchange. Gene Ontology annotation, cellular component: cohesin complex. The transcript is spliced from 25 exons. The coding region runs from base 1 to 2295 and encodes 764 amino acids. NCBI's taxonomy places the organism in Eukaryota, Metazoa, Nematoda, Chromadorea, Rhabditida, Ancylostomatidae. Gene Ontology annotation, molecular function: protein binding; chromatin binding. The record is from RefSeq and is a predicted model, not a curated record.
AUGUUGUACAGGAAAGAACGUAGCUACGCACUAUUACGCAGUCAUCAACAAUAUUUAUCGAUUACGGAAACCGUGACCUGCGGCACAUUGGGACCGAUUUCAAAUUCAAAUAUUCCCGCAUUGAAGAAGUUCAGAGCGGCAGUUACCGUUCGGCUAACAAUGUUCUUCUCUGUGCAACAUCUCAUUGGUCAAGAUGCUAAAUUUUCUUUGGUUUGGAGGGCGGCAACAUCAGGUACCGCUAAGAAGCUGCCUCGAAGGGCUGUACUUAACCUGUCAGUAUCCAAUAUGUGUAAGGAAAUUCUGAAGUUUGCUCCAACUGGAAAAUAUACCGAAGCAGAGUUGAACUCGAAAUUUUCGUUAUACUUGCUUGGACAACUAUUAUACGGUACUGUACUCAUCUAUGAUCGACAGGUCACUCUAUUCAAAAUCGAUGUGCAAGCUACGUACGAAAAGUGCAGACGACUUCCCAUGGAGGAGCUUCUAAAUGCAAGAGACCUUUUUCCUGAGAAGAAACGUCAUCGUCGCUCUAAAAUGAUCGAGCUAAAUGCUGGAGAUAUCGACAUAGAUGAGCAACCUGAAAGCAGAUUUGUUGGACUUGCUCGACGUUGUGAAAUAACUAUGCUGGAACUGGAAGCUGAACCGCUCAUUUGGCGACGACAAGAUUUGUUCAGCGACGAAGAAAUUCAGGCCCCAGUCGUCUUCAGCAAAGAUGGUUUUAUCGACUGGGACGAUCAACGAUCUUCUCAAAGCUCCAAAGAAUCGAUCAAAACAAUCUCCGAGCGUCGCAAGGAAUUUUCUUAUCUUUCUUAUGCCAUAGAUUUUCUUGAGUACUUGCCACCUCUUCCACAAGCGGAAGUUUUCCAAAAUAUGGAUAGGAAAAGUUCCAUGGAAGAAACGCAAAUGGUGGAUGGAGCUGGAGAUGUUGGCCAACAGAGUGUUGUUCAACCGGAGGUAACUACUGGCAUUCAGCCACUUAGCGAGAACGGACCAGCUACAAAGAAACCACGAAUGCAUGAGGAAUCACAUCAAGAAAAACGAGAACAGGCUGGCGAUGCAGUAACAAUAUCGUUGGAACUCAGCCCUUUACAUGAUGAAACUAAAGAAGGCGUGAAUCUAGUGAAGAGAAGAAAGGCUCCACAUCUGCUGGAUGUUGAAGGACUGUGCAUCUCAUAUGAAUCGAUGAAGAAGAUGCAUUCGGAUUAUUCUUCCCUAUUGCGAACGAAAGAAGAGUUGCGAGCUGGUAUGGCACAGGACAAGUACCCAACUCUUCACGAAUUGUUGCUCCCAUACCCUGCAUAUGCUAGAAAUAGGUUCCCGAAAGAGUGUAUCGAAUUAUAUCGCAGUAGAUUCUCUGACACCCUCACCUAUGAACAGGCUCUCUGUGAGAAUCUUUUUGACCCGAUCAAUCGCGGACCGCCAUCACAACUGUGGCGUUAUCCUGGGAGCGAUCAGUCCUCCAAAGAUGACUCGGAGUAUGACUUGCUUCCUGGAAUCGCUUUCUUGCGCGAAACUCCAGACAGAAUUCGAGCUGCGGCGAGUGGCGGAACUUCGCGCGAUGGUGAUGAAAGAAGUAAACGAGCUAAGGAGGCCGAUUCCGCUUUGCUAACUCCUGGAAAGGCGACAAUAAUGGAAACACCUAAUAGGGAAAAAGAGACUUCGACAGUUGAAGGUGGUCAGGGUGAUGCUCAUAGAAGAAAUUACCAUUCGAUGCCACCUGGUUUUCCGGCAGCUACGGUCGCUGCAGACACUAGUUUGCCGCUUGGUGCAGAUAUAUCUCUGCCUGAGCGCGAACGUUUUAGGGAAUCUCGUAGCUCCUUUUUUGAGCAAGCACGUCGGAUUACUCGAGGAACAGAUGACAUGGAAGGUCGCCCAUCCUCUGUACAACUUCAAGAUCCCGCGCUGUUGGGAGAUAUUUCGCAAGCAUCUAUGUUUAGUGCCUCUGGAAGGGUGCUUUCACUGUCAUCUUCCUUACGAGAAAAGAUUACAUCGGAGGAAGGUCGCCUCAUUACCGACGCUACCAGAGAGGCAAAUAGACCAAUCCCAUUUUCAUCUCUGAUCCCUCCGGCUGUAACAUCGAAGAAACGUGCUGCACGUGUUUUUUCAACACUGUUAGAUCUUGCUGGAAAAACGGUAGUCGAAGCUAAGCAGAUUGAACCAUACGGAGAAAUUUGGGUUCGAGCUUGUUCUGCCACAACUAGCAGUGAUCACGAUAUAGAAGGAAUGACAUCCGGAGGAAGUUUUGUACCAGCGUUCGACGCUAACAUCAACCAUCUUCUUGGUAUUGUCAUCAGCUAA